GCAGAACGUGUGCAGCGGUAAUGGCUGCCAGGGAGCGAGAAGAGCACAACAAAUGAACCUGAGACCAGAGGCAAAGUGAGGACUAGGAUGGUCAGCAGCCAGCCGAAGUACGAGCUGAUCCAGGAGGUGGGGCGCGGAAGUUACGGCGUGGUGUAUGAGGCGGUGGUGAAGCGCUCGGGGCUCCGGGUGGCGGUGAAGAAGAUCCGCUGCCACUCUCCGGAGAACGUGGAGCUGGCCCUGCGCGAGUUCUGGGCCUUGAGCAGCAUCCAGAGCCAGCACCCCAACGUCAUCCACCUGGAGGAGUGCAUCCUGCAGAGGGACCAGCUCGCCCAGAGAAUGAACCACGGGUCCAGCUCCCCGCUCUACCUCGAGCUGGUGGAGACGUCUCUGAAGGGCGAGAUCACCUUCGACCCGUGCUGCGCGUACUACCUGUGGUUCGUCAUGGACUUCUGCGACGGCGGCGACAUGAACGCCUACCUGCUUUCGCGCAAACCCAGCCGCAAGACCAACACCAGCUUCAUGCUGCAGCUGGGCAGCGCGCUCGCCUUCCUGCACCGCAAUCAGAUCAUCCACCGCGACCUCAAGCCCGACAACAUCCUCAUCUCGCAGGCCUGCACGCCCGCCGGGGUCACCGAGCCCACGCUCAAGGUGGCAGACUUCGGGCUGAGCAAAGUGUGCUCCACGUCCGGCCUGAACUCCGAGGAGCCGGCCAGCGUCAACAAGUGCUUCCUGUCCACGGCGUGUGGGACGGACUUCUACAUGGCGCCCGAGGUGUGGGAGGGCCACUACACGGCGAAAGCGGAUAUCUUCGCCUUGGGCAUCAUCAUCUGGGCGAUGGUGGAGCGCAUCACCUUCGUGGACGUGGAGACGCAGAAGGAGCUGCUGGGGAGCUACGUUCAGCAGGGCUCAGAGAUCGUGCCGCUGGGGGAGGCGCUGCUGGAGAACCCGAAGAUGGAGCUGCUGAUCCCGGCCCGGAAGAAGAGCAUGAACACGCACAUGAAGCAGCUGAUCAGGGAGAUGCUGUCGGCGAAUCCUCAGGAGCGACCGGACGCCUUCGAACUGGAGCUCAGGCUGGUGCGCAUCGCCUGCCGAGAGCUGGACUGGGACACGUGAUGAUGCACGGGCAAAAACCUGGAUCUCAAACCCGGGGAUUAUUGGUUUUAUCAAGUGAACAAUAAUGAGUAAGAGUUGUUUGGAGUUAGAUUUGUCUUUUGUGUGAACAGAUCGACAAUCUGGGUGUCAAUGUGUAAACCAUUAAUGUAAAACAGCUGACACAAAUGCAAGAAAAGGUCCUUUAACUUAAAAAAACUCUAUAGAAAAAAUAUGAGACGGAUCUAAAAAUAUACAUGCUCUUAUUUUGAAAUGUAGGAAAUGUGUCUCAAUCAUUUUAGACGCACAAAAAAAAGACUCAUUAUAAUUUUGAGUCCAGUUUUCAGUUCCAUACUCUUUGAACUUUCUAAAAAAUAUAGACAUUUUGAUGACGAUUACAAAAAAAAUCUAUUUGGAGCCCUACUGUAAAGAAGACUUCCUAUAAUUCAUAGAAAAACCUCCAAAAUGAAUCAACAUUUUAUCCAAAUCACACUAUGUACUAGUGCAGUACCAAAAAUACCAAUAAUCUAAUAUAUUUGAACGUGUGUUAAAACAUUCACAAAUCCCUAAAAAAAAAAGUUCUAAAAGUUAGAGAAAAUUUCCCAAACCUCUAAAUCAAUUUGAUCCAUUCACAGAUUUGUGGAAUGUGUUGGUGAAGUCCAAAAAAUGUAAGUUCACAAACUUAAUAUUGCAUUUGUGGGAGGGGUUUUACAUUCACACACAGAUUGCCGCUCUGCUCACACCAAUAAUAUUGAGACAAAUACCUCCAUAUUUGUUUCAUGGCUUCAUCCACUGUCUGAGCGCACGCGGUCCUCCUCUCGCUGUGUCUUUACAUUCGGGUUCGCUGCUGCUGCUGCUGCUUUAAAUGGCAGCUGAGACUCAGGCUAAUCACAGCUUCCACUUCCUCCUCACAGAAUCACUUGAGCGUGCUGGUAGAGCGAAAUGACAAGAUGUCCCGAAACUCGAUUAGAAAGUGGAAGAGACAGUUUGUCUACAAAUCCCAUCCGGCCCCUCGGUGCUAAUUGUGACUUAAUGCAAUAUGAGACAUAAUCCUGUGAUCAGUACAGCGUACAUUUAUCCAAAGGGACACUAGAGUGGUGCAGGAAUGAGUCCUAAAACCCUGAAAUCAGUCUUUUGAGUUUGUUUUUCUUUGGUUGUUACCCUGAAAUAAGAUCUGUGGUUAACACAAGAUGAAGAGAUUUAAAAUUAUACAACAUAAAUGGAGUCAGUAAAUACCCCUCUGGAGAAGUGUCUAACUGAGACGACUAAACGUCAUCACGUCCAACAUUAGCCGCCUUUAGCUUAGCGGUCGUGACGUGAGGUCAUGUGACUGUGCUGUAGUUCCUUUAUAGCCCAACAUUAGCCGCCUUUAGCUUAGCGGUCGUGACGUGAGGUCAUGUGACCGUGCUGUAGUUCCUUUAUAGCCCAACAUUAGCCGCCUUUAGCUUAGCGGUCGUGACGUGAGGUCAUGUGACCGUGCUGUAGUUCCUUUACAGCCUUACGUUAACGUCUUACUUCAGAAACCGUAGUUCAUGUAGGCUGAAGAGUUUAUAUGGAGCUUAUUUUCUGCAAUAAUCCAAUGGAGAAAUCCCAUCGGCUUUUUGUUGAGGCAACCAGGGAGGUGAUGCCUUCAGGGUCAGCCUACAAAAAUCCGUCAUCCCUGCACCACUCUGUAUUUAAACACCUCGGUGUGUUUGAUGAAAGGCUCUGACAGAACUGGUACACGCCCACCAGCAUUAAUAUAUAAACUUCAGAUUGGAUUCUGUCUUUGGCAUCAAAUGCUCAGGUAACAACAACAAAACGGCUCGAUGGUAUUUGUAGACAAACACCUUGGUGUGGAAAAACACUGAUAUCUACACUAUCAAUAUCUGGUGCUUUAUUUAAUUGUGCUGCUUUGUUGUUCUCAUUUAGGCGGGGCACGUUUCAUCAGUUAUUGAGCAGCAGGCAGCGGGGGCUUAUGGUUGCAUUUCUUCCUCCUCCUGCUCAUUACAGACUUUAAGAUAAGUUCCCACACAAGAAUGUAAAACAAGACAGGUCACCUUUUAUUUAUGCGGAGCCUUAAACGCUUGAAUUACACCCAGUAAAUGAGAAGAUAACGCUGGUUCAUUACAACUUGGAUAGCUCUUGCCGUUGUCCUGUGUUCAGUGACUAUUCCUUUGCCUGUUACACUUAAUAUUUUCCCAUGUAGUGAAUGUAGUUCAGUGACAGCAGUGGCCGAUUUACAACUCCUCAUUUGUUGUAAUGUUCUUAACUUUUCACCCUCGAUUUUAGACGAAAACUGAACCUAAUUUUCAGUAGAUUAUUGGCAGUUUUGCUUGAUGAAAUGACCUCUGAUCCUGCAGACUUUCUUAGAUUUGCUAUGAGAAAAAGAAUAUACCCUUCAUCGUCCCACAGAGGGGAGCAGUGUGGGACUUGCUCAGGGACACCUCCGUAGCAUUUGAUCUUAACCUGUUGACCUUCCGGCUCCCAAGCCAAGUCCCUGUGGACUUCGCCACUUCCUCGAUUUAGUGAAACCUAAUUAAUAAUCUGUGUGGAGUGAUUUGAGAUUUUCAAGAAAGAAAUAUGAAUUUUUCUGAGAUUUUUUUUGUUGAUUUCUUUUAAAACUUUGAGAAAAAAGUAUUGAUUUUGUUUUUUUUUCAAAAUUCUGGAUUUGAAUGUUUGAAUUUCUCUUUCAGAAUUCAGAGAUUUUCAGAUUUUUUUUGUUCAAAAUUUAGAAAUUAAAGUCAGAAUUUAAUAAAGAAAAAUUCAGAAAAAUGUAUAAAUAAUAUUAACAAUUCAAUUCAAUGAUAUGGCAGCACAACCACAGCCUAAUAAAUGGAGCUCUGAGUAAUCUUUUGGCUCGUUAACAACAAAUCAGAUCACCUUUUUACCCCAUUAUCAUCCAGCCCAAUAAAAAUAAAUGCCCCCUUAAAGAAACCAAAGUUGUAAUGAACCAGAAUCAUUGUUCUCUUUAAGUCAACACCAAGAACACUAGAAUGAAGCCUAAAGUCAUGGCGAACAAAUCCACUGUUACUCCGAUGGAAUUAUCUGGAGCUGUGACAUGAAUAUUCACCUCCAUUUAGACCUGAACAGAACAAAGGUGAGGGGCUCAGUGAAUGUCACGCAAAGCACUUUUCUCUUAAGUUGUUUAUAUUUAUUCCUCAUGAAGUUCCUGCUGCGUUAUACCACGGAGGGGAUGUGAGGCAUAAUCGCUUUUUGUUUAUGAACGCCAGCCGACGGUCUACUUAUGCAUGCAGUGCCUCUCACCUUCAGGGAGACGACACCAGCACACAAUCCUCCCUGAGCCAGAGGAUCUCUCUUAUAUCGUUCUGUUUUUUAAAUUUGGGUAGCAUAAUACUGUUGUGUUUAACUUGAUCUCCUCUCACUGUGUCACUGGCUCUGGAUCUUACAGUAAUCCCUUUCUCCAUGCUUCCGACAGGCUCUCGUUUUUAAGCCUAUUAGGUGGUUGCAGCACUUGGCAGAGGAUCCCGCUCCGGGGACCUUUUUUCUUUUGGUUGGGCUUUCAGGUCAUAAAUAACGUGUGCACUUUUUAACUAAUUGUACAGGACGCCUUUUCAAAAACCAGUAUUUGCUCUAAAACUGAUGGAAGUUUAAUGGACUUAUAGGGGAUGGGAAUGUGACGUCAUGAGCAGCAAUUCACCCGUCUUUGGAGGAUUACUUAGGAGCACUUAACCCUUAAAGGGGCGCUCAAUAUAUUGAAUGAAUAAUUGAUAUUUUCUUAUUGACACUAGAACUGUAUUACACCUAUAUUAGUCUGUUGUUACACCAUGAGACACUGUUCUUAGACCCUUAUUACAUUGUGACUACACUGUCAUUCAACCCAUGUCAAUAUCACCCCCAAUAUCACACCCUAAUUACACUGUUGUUACACCCAUUUCACACAUGGGCACAACCUAUCAAAUAAGUGUGUCCACCAUCAAACGGACAACCAUUUAAGGCUCAACCUGUACGGCGAGUGAAGUAUCGCAAAACGUUUUUACUUUUACCCUUGUAGGAGUGUGUGGGAGAGAAUGUUAGCCUUUGCAGACCAUUUACGUGCACUGAAACCUGUUUCUGACGGCUGCUGUCCUCCAAAGAUGGCCGUCGCGGUUCCCAUUCCCUAUUGCCGAUAUUUAUCUGGUCUUCAAUUCUCCCGCCUUUUUUUUGGGUUUCACUUUGACGCGAUUGCGAUUUGAAAAGUUCCUGAACUUCGACGCUCGAGUGGCCUCGUUUAUUUAGCAAACACAGAAUUAGCUGAAGUUGUGUUUGCCUCGGAUCAGUAUUCAAAAUAAACAUAUUAUUUUUCCUGCAGGACAUCCAUGAUGCUUUGGACAAUUUAAAAAUGUGUUUGCUGCUCUAAGCAAAGCAAAGGAUGCUGGGUAAUGGAGUCUUUUCUCAUUAUAGAAUCAACUUCCUGUGUUGUUGUUUUUUGCCAAACAAAAGUUCAAUCUGCGGUUUGAAGAGAUUUUGUGUUGUAUUAAAUUCCUUUGCACAUGUGUAAAUACUGUACAGCA
This is a messenger RNA of Eleginops maclovinus (Patagonian blennie), 5582 nucleotides long. RefSeq names its product PDLIM1 interacting kinase 1 like (gene pdik1l). The transcript is spliced from 3 exons. Lineage: Eukaryota; Metazoa; Chordata; Actinopteri; Perciformes; Eleginopidae. Gene Ontology annotation, biological process: protein phosphorylation. Bases 88 to 1113 code for a protein of 341 amino acids. Gene Ontology annotation, cellular component: cytoplasm; nucleus. Gene Ontology annotation, molecular function: ATP binding; protein kinase activity. The record is from RefSeq and is a predicted model, not a curated record.